CACGUGAGGGGGCGGGAGGCCGGGCCCCACCUCGAACCCCGGGCCGGCCCGCCUCAGAACGGACGGGGCAGCCGGGCCGUCGUCCUUGUCAACGCCAUCGCCGCCGCCGCCAUGAACCCGGACCUGCGCAAGGAGCGGGCCUCGGCCAGCUUCGACCCCGAGCUGCUCACCCACAUCCUGGACGGGACCCCCGAAAGGACCCGCCGCCGACGGGAGAUCGAAAACCUGAUCUUGAAUGACCCCGACUUCCAGCACGAGGAUGCGAAUUUCCUCGACCGCACCAAUCGCUACGAACUGGCCGUCAAGAAGAGCGCCGACAUGGUGAAGAAGAUGCGGGAUUUUGGCAUCGGAGACCCCGAAGAGAUCAUGUGGUUUAAAAGCUUUGUGCACCGUGGGCGGCCUGAGCCCCUGGACCUCCACUUGGGCAUGUUUCUGCCCACGCUGCUUCACCAGGCCACCCAGGAGCAGCAAGAACGCUUCUUCAUGCCGGCCUGGAACCUGGAGAUUGUCGGCACCUAUGCUCAGACAGAGAUGGGCCAUGGGUCUCACCUGCGAGGCCUGGAGACCACGGCCACGUUUGACCCGCAGACCCAAGAGUUCAUCCUCAACAGCCCCACCGUGACCUCCAUCAAGUGGUGGCCAGGGGGACUUGGAAAGACCUCAAACCAUGCCAUCGUCCUGGCCCAGCUGUACACCAAGGGGCAGUGCUGUGGUCUGCACGCUUUCAUCGUGCCACUGCGGGAGAUGGGCACGCACAAGCCCUUGCCAGGCAUCACCGUGGGGGAUAUCGGGCCCAAGUUUGGCUUCAACGAGAUGGAUAAUGGCUACCUGAAGAUGGACCGCGUCCGCAUCCCCCGGGAAAACAUGUUGAUGAAAUAUGCCCAGGUCAGACCUGACGGCACCUACGUGAAGCCCUUGAGCAACAAGCUGACCUACGGGACCAUGGUGUUCGUCCGGUCCUUCCUCGUGGGCGAAGCGGCCCGGGCUCUGUCCAAGGCCUGCACCAUCGCCAUCCGCUACAGCGCGGUGCGCCACCAGUCUGAGAUCCGGCCAGGGGCGGCCGAGCCCCAGAUCCUGGAUUACCAGACCCAGCAGUAUCGGCUCUUUCCCCUCCUGGCCACGGCCUACGCGUUCCAGUUUGUGGGGGCUUUCAUGAAGGAGACCUACCACCGUAUCAACAUGGAUAUUGGCCAGGGGGAUCUGAGCGAGUUGCCCGAGCUUCACGCGCUGACUGCUGGCAUCAAGGCUUUCACUACUUGGACGAGCAAUGCGGGCAUCGAGAGCUGUCGCAUGGCCUGCGGGGGCCACGGCUACUCCCACUGUAGCGGCCUCCCCAACAUCUACGUGAACUUCACCCCGAGUUGCACCUACGAGGGGGAGAACACUGUCAUGAUGCUGCAGACGGCCAGGUUCCUGAUGAAGAGCUACAACCACGUGCAGUCGGGAAAGUUGGUGGGCGGCAUGGUGGCCUAUCUGAACGACCUGCCCAGUCAGAGGAUCCAGCCGCAGCAGGUGGCCGCCUGGCCCGCGGCCGGGAACCUGAACAACCCGCCCAGCCUGGUCGAGGCUUACAAGCUGCGGGCGGCCAGACUGGUGGAAACCGCAGCCAGAAAUCUCCAAGCGGAGGUCAAGCAUCGGAAGAGCAAAGAGGAGGCGUGGAACCUGACCUCUGUGGACCUGGUCAGAGCCAGUGAGGCCCAUUGUCACUAUGUGGUGGUGAAGCUCUUUGCCGAAAAGCUGGCCCAGAUCACCGACAAGCCCCUCCACGCAGUCUUGAGCAAUCUGUGUCUCCUGUACGCCCUCCACGGGAUCAGCGAGAAGGCCGGGGACUUCCUGCAGGGGGGCAUCCUGACCGAAGCCCAGGUGGGUCAAGUGAACCAGCACGUGAAGGAGCUGCUGAUGGCCCUCCGCCCCGAAGCGGUGGCCCUGGUGGAUGCUUUCGACUUCCAAGAUGUCAUGCUCAGCUCCGUGCUGGGCCGCCACGACGGCCGCGUCUACGAGAACAUGUUUGAGUGGGCCAAGAACUCGCCGCUCAACAAGACCGAGGUCCACCCGUCCUUCUACAAGCACCUGAAGCCCCUGCAGUCCAAGCUGUGAAACCAGUCAGGCCUCCCUCCACCUCGGAUCCCCAGAGAGGCACCCUUAUCCAGCUCCAGUACGUUGGGCAGCCGAUGACGGAGCAGCCCCUCGGACCUCUCUUUUCCUUUUUCCUUUCCUUUUCCUUAAUCAAUGAAGAAAAAAUUGACGUUAGGGAGAGUGACUGGAACGCCGGAAAACGGAUAUCUUCUCGGGGCGGGGGCCCGUGGAUGAGUCCUUUCAAGUGCAAUUACUAUCGAAAAAGAUCUUUUAAGCGUUCGGCAAAGCUUUACAAGGUAGAGAGCCUGACCUCCCUCCGCAAGGCUGCCCCUCCCAAGGGAUGCAGCUUCCCAAGUCACCUAGCAGGAUUUAACUACCGAGUAGUUAGAACGGUAACUUUGAGUAACUUCAACGGAUCAGUGGAUUCGCUCUGAGUUGAAAAACAAUGAGUAUUUGUAAAAAAAAAAAAGAAAAAAGGACGCUUUUUAAGGUAGGGCCUUCUGACACCCUGCCCCCAAACCCUUCGCAGCUGACGUCAUUGGUCAGCUCCCCACGGAUCUUUGCCCCCUUUAGCUGCCCCUUCCCUCCUCGUCCCACCACCUGCCCAAAGAGGAGCCUCUCUCUUCACGCCCUUCCCCACGGCACCUGGCAUCUUGGGGCCGCUUCUUCAGCUGGGAGGAAUCCUCAGGAAUGAGUGGAGUGGUCUGGCAGCCUCCCUCCUCCCUGGCCCCCCAGCUCCAGGGACCCUGCAAGGUUUUUUGUUGGGAAAGGGGGGCACCAGAAGCCCCGGUCAGCCCCACCGGUGGGCCACCCCCCAACUCCCAGGAGCUCUCCCAAAUGCAAAAUCGUCCCUUUCCAUGGCUGUUGAAUUUGCACGUUCGUCUUGCGCCAUCAAGGAUGUGACUUUGAGCUGUUGGCCCUGUGUGUCUCAACUGUAGAGACAAGUCCCACCCCCCCGCAGUUCCAAGAGGUCAAGGAUGAAUCCGACAGACUUGCCCAGGGAGGGCCGGUGGAGUCGGGGCCUGAAGCCCUCUGAUGGGCCUCGAGGGAGGUGGGCCACGGACCAUUAGCUGUGCCCCGCUGCACAGUUGCUGGGGAACCGCGGGGAGGGAAGACUUUCACUCAUUUAAUGCCGGUCGGAGAAGCACAAGGCAUACGUUUUUGGCUUACUUCCAAGGGAGAGAAAAAGCAAUCUUCCACAGAAGUCCUCCAUCGGAGGAGGAUAUGAGAGGGCUCCCUCCCGGUCCUUUCCCAGCUCCAAAUUUCUGGGUGAGGGUCCCCUGCAGACUCGUCACAGUGCAAGUCCAUGAUCUGGUCAGACGGGCCCCAAGAGGCCAAAGUCACCUCUAAAGCUUUUUAAUCUAAAUACAGCAGAGAGUAAGCCUGCCCCGGCGGGCAGGGGAGAGGAAGGCCGCCGCCUCGGUUCGGUUGGGAGGCAUUUGGCCUGGAGGUGGAUUCGAAAGGCAAACGGGACCGUCUCUGUAGGAGCGAGGCAGAGAGCCAGACCUGACUCCCGGGAUUGCUUUUUGCAGGAGGAUCCUCAGGUUGAGCUCUUACCAAGGGAGCGGGGCACGGAAGUGUGAUCACGGGGCAUCAGGGACGGGAUUUACCACGGUCGCCUGGGCCAGCCUUUCGGGUCAGACAUCUGGGAUGCACAUCAAGGGUUUUCAGUGGUACAGGGGGAGCUACUCAACUCAGGCCCAUCGAGGGGGAAAAACGGAGGUCGGCGGGGCAAGUUCUGAGGCUGGGCCUUGACUCUUGCCCAUAGUUGGGAGAAACACGUCCCAAAGGCUUCCCGUUUGGCUUUCCUGAUCUCGAGGGGACCGAUCGGCCACCACUACUAGGGUGGUGGGCACUCGUUCCCCAAUACGUUUUCUUCCUCUUCCGGCCCAGGGUUGUCUCAGAGAGGCCUCACGAUGGACCCAGGGUCAGUUCUUGGUCCCACACCAGAGAGAGCUUGGGUCCAAAAUCUGGCCCAAGAACGUGUCCCCGUCCUCCUCCACGCUGAGGCCAGGACCGAGAUGCAGCUUUAGAGUGAGGGUUGGCCAUGCCCCUCUCCUCCUCGGAUGAGUAUCAGAGUCCAGGCUCCUUGCUUUCCCAUCCUCCAGGGGCGGGCACGGAGCCACCGCCUUCGGGAGCAGCAGGUCCGCCUGGAGUGGGAAAUAGGGCAAGGCCACAGGGUCAUCCGUCCUUCCGUGGCAGGAACAAGCAUUUUUGCCUUAAGGUGGGUCAGGGUGUGUCCUCGGGCAGUCAGUGUGAUGGGAAAAGUGGGCAGGAGCUAUUUUAAAUAAGUACCUUCUUCCCCCACCCUCGGAGUAAAAACUUGCCUUGCAGUCUGUCAUAAAUCAGAGUGUCUUGAUUAUUUUUAGCAGCGGGGACUCUGUGUAAUUUUCUGUAGCGUGAUAGCCGGGCUCCCCACCGCUUUGUUGUAUAAAACAGCAGCGACACUUAAAACUCAAUCAUAGAUGUUCAUUGCCGUGAUGGCACGGACCAGGGAAGAGGUCGUCACUGUGCCAGCACCCUCUCCGAGCAGGGUGGUACCACAGGCUUCCCGGGUACCGUUUUGUGUUCACACUCGAAUAAAAAGCACUUAAGUUUUCUCGGUUACCGAGAGCGACUCAGCCCCUUGGAACGGUGGGGGACCGGGGACAUGGUACAGGACCGAUUGUGGCAACCCAAGCCAAUCCCCCCACCCUUCCCUCCAACGGGCCACCGGGGUCAGCUCGCUACUAACCCAUCUUUGUCCGUGACAUCGAAUAAUCCUUUAAUAAAAGUUGAAAAUUGGUAUCUCAA
This is a messenger RNA of Tachyglossus aculeatus (Australian echidna), 4869 nucleotides long. RefSeq names its product acyl-CoA oxidase 1 (gene ACOX1). Gene Ontology annotation, cellular component: peroxisome. The record is from RefSeq and is a predicted model, not a curated record. Gene Ontology annotation, molecular function: FAD binding; fatty acid binding. Lineage: Eukaryota; Metazoa; Chordata; Mammalia; Monotremata; Tachyglossidae. Bases 112 to 2097 code for a protein of 661 amino acids. The transcript is spliced from 14 exons. Gene Ontology annotation, biological process: lipid homeostasis; very long-chain fatty acid metabolic process; fatty acid beta-oxidation using acyl-CoA oxidase.